AUGAGAUUCCGAUUUACGGUAAGCGACCGACUUCCUUGGCAAAAUGGGAUGAAUCUAACUUCAACCGGUUUAGUAACAUCUGGCGAUGACCCUACCACCUGGAUCGCGCGCCCAGAUAAUAGCACUUCGUUGGGCAGCGACCUAGUUUUCAAUGCUGAUGGCAUUACCUCGGACUCCACCAUUGUUGCUUGUGUGAAUGAGACUGGCCUGACGAACCCUGUGAAUUUUGUCCAAGUUGGAAGUAAUUCAAGUGGCGAGCUCACAAAUGUGUGGACUCUCUAUGGGACAACUGUCUUGAUCAACGAAGAUGGGGCCAACUUUUAUGCACAGUCCACGGAUGAGGAUGGGUGGUAUAACUUGGUAUGGAGUGAUUCUGUUGAUGCGUCAACUGAUAAUAUUCUCCUUACUUUGCUUGCUGAGACUCAAUAG
Penicillium malachiteum is the source of this 429-nucleotide messenger RNA. RefSeq lists its product as uncharacterized. The record is from RefSeq and is a predicted model, not a curated record. Bases 1 to 429 code for a protein of 142 amino acids. NCBI's taxonomy places the organism in Eukaryota, Fungi, Ascomycota, Eurotiomycetes, Eurotiales, Aspergillaceae. The transcript has a single exon.